UGGGUGGAGGAUCUUGGCACUCAAGCUCACUUCCAUCUACAGCGCUCACUUCGUUUCAAAGUUUCUGCAGCCACAGACGUAGUUCACUGCCUUCAAAACAAGUUAUUCUCGAACUGAGUUAACAGCUUCUCGCCACAGAGGAUCUCCUGACAGAGAUGGCCGACAAGGUGCUCGCAGAUGUCCGAAUUGAGUUAAAGAAAGGUUUGUCGCUGACUGUGAUCAAGCAGCUCUUGGACGAUCUGACAAAUAAAAGAGUAUUAAAUGAAGAAGAAGCUGAAACCAUCCUGGAGUCGAAUGCAGCGCGAGCUGAUAAAGCUCGUGAUCUAAUCGACAGUGUUAAGAAGAAAGGGUGUGUGGCCAGUGAAAUCAUGAUAGCAAAACUAAAAGUCUAUGAUGAACAUCUUUACAAUAAGCUGGAACUGGGUAAGCUUCUGCAGCCAGCUUGUGAGGAACCUGCACCUGGAGGUCCUGCUAAUCAGCCAAUUACUGUCUCAGAUAAAAGCAAUGAUAAGGAAUAUCCAAUGACCAGUAAACCACGUGGUUACUGUGUAAUCAUCAACAACAUGAACUUUAAAAAUAAUAAACGGAACCGAGAAGGAUCCAACUAUGAUGCAGCUGCUUUGGAGAAAGUGUUUAAGUUUCUGGGUUUUGAUGUUCAAAUUUAUACUGAUCAGAAAGCAGAGGCGAUGAAGAAGCUUCUGCUAGACUUCAGCAAGAAAGAACAUGGAGAUUGCUUUGUCUGCUGUGUGCUCAGUCAUGGAGAGAAGAAAGGUGUGAUUGGGACAGACCAGAAACUGUGUCCAAUGAAGGACAUCCUGUCUCCGUUUGAUGGGAAAAACUGCUCUACUCUGGCCGGCAAGCCCAAGGUGUUCUUCAUCCAGGCAUGCAGAGGCAAAAACAGGGAGGAGAAGGUUGUGGUCUCUGUGGAUGAUUGUCAUGAGAGGGACGUCGACUUGGCGUCUGACACUCUAGAAGAAACUUAUAGCAUCCCCAAAAACUCUGAUUUCCUGGUCGCCAUGUCCACAGUGGAGGACUAUGUCUCCUAUCGAACUGCUAAUGGCUCAUGGUUCAUUCAAGCACUCUGCGCACAAUUAGAAGAAGGAAGUAAAAGCGGUGAUGACAUCCUUACAAUCCUCACCAAAGUGAAUGAAGAGGUCAGCAGGAUGGAGGGGGAUGAGAUAGUGAAUGAAACAACCUGUGAUGCUAAGAUGACCCCAGAGCCCCGCUUCACCCUCACAAAGAAGCUGAUUUUCAAAAUUCCCUGAAAUGUUGGCUUGUUGAAAACAUCUCAAGAGGCGCAGAUUUACCCAAAUGAAACGGAUUACACUCGUGUGACUUUGUUUGUUUGUUCAUUUUUUUUCUUAAUAACAAAACUGAACAGUCAUUUAUGUUUUUCCAUUUUUGUGCUUCUUAUUUUCAUUCUCAUGGUUUCAAUGCAACCUCAAAACUUUAUAUUUUUCUUUUUUUCUUGCCAUUUAAUCCUAAAAAAAUCAGAUAGAUCCUUUAGUUUGUAUCAUGGUCAAAAACUACAAUAAAUAAAACCUUGUUUAUUAAAUUGAGUGAGUUUGAUGAUGAUGAUGCUGCUGCACAGACUUGAAGAGUCUGUCAUUCAAUCAUAGCUUCUCCUGCUUUUACCCUUUUCCUAUCUUAUCCUUAUAUUAAUGGUCAAACCUUAUUCUCAUUCUCCCAUUUUGUUCUUGUGUUGUUUUUUUGUCAAAAAGAGGUGAAUGGGUUCUGUUUUUUGAGACUUGGUUCCUCUCAAGGUUUCUUUCUUUUGCUGUUAGGGAGUUUUUCCUUGCCAUUGUCGCCAUUAGUGACGCUCAUGGAGGCUUGGACCUGGAUUUUUCUCUCAAGCUGUACACUUCCUGUUGUUAAAAGCACUGUAUAAAUAAAGUUUGACAUGCCUUGGCUUGAGUUUGGA
Pygocentrus nattereri (red-bellied piranha) is the source of this 1921-nucleotide messenger RNA. RefSeq names its product caspase-8-like. Bases 156 to 1265 code for a protein of 369 amino acids. Gene Ontology annotation, biological process: proteolysis; regulation of apoptotic process. Lineage: Eukaryota; Metazoa; Chordata; Actinopteri; Characiformes; Serrasalmidae. The record is from RefSeq and is a predicted model, not a curated record. Gene Ontology annotation, molecular function: cysteine-type endopeptidase activity. The transcript has 6 exons.